AUGGAAAUCCCCGCCUUACCAAACCCACAACCAGUUUGUAUUCGUGAUUUUGUAGCUGAGAAUCAAAUGGUUGUUGUCAACAUCAAAACAGAUGGGAGAAAAGGAGAUGGACAACGGUUAGAUUUAAAAAUUACCGAUUCGGUAGGUAAUGAAUAUAGAAAUAAAAAGGAUAUUUUGGGAGAAGUAAAGGUUGCAUUUACAAGUCAUAAUAAUGCUGCUUUUGAUAUUUGUUUUACAAAUUAUCAAGAAAAGAAAUGGGGUAAGAAUAGUCGAAUUAGUUUUAUUAGAUCGAUUGAAUUGGAUAUUGAAAGUGGUGCAGCUGCAAGAGAUUGGAAUGCUUUACAAGCAACUGAGAAAUUAAAACCUAUUGAAAUUGAAUUACGUAGAAUCGAAGGAUUAACCAGUGAAAUUGUUCAAGAAUUACAAUAUUUGAAACAAAGAGAAGAAAGAAUGAGAGAUACUAAUGAAUCCACCAAUUCUAGAGUCAAAUGGUUUUCAAUUAUUAUUAUUUUCUCUUUGAUUGCCUUGGGUGCUUGGCAAGUCCAAUACUUGAGACAUUACUUUAAAGUUAAACAUAUUAUUUAG
Molecule: messenger RNA, 585 nt
Organism: Hemisphaericaspora subhashii
Lineage: Eukaryota; Fungi; Ascomycota; Pichiomycetes; Serinales; Debaryomycetaceae
Gene: ERV25
Product: Erv25p
Exons: 1
Coding region: 1-585 (194 amino acids)
Biological process (GO): endoplasmic reticulum to Golgi vesicle-mediated transport; intracellular protein transport; Golgi organization
Cellular component (GO): COPII-coated ER to Golgi transport vesicle; endoplasmic reticulum; Golgi apparatus
Source: RefSeq, a predicted model, not a curated record